Messenger RNA from Truncatella angustata, 1323 nucleotides. Its product is annotated as FAD binding domain-containing protein. Lineage: Eukaryota; Fungi; Ascomycota; Sordariomycetes; Amphisphaeriales; Sporocadaceae. The record is from RefSeq and is a predicted model, not a curated record. The coding region runs from base 1 to 1323 and encodes 440 amino acids. The transcript has 2 exons. Gene Ontology annotation, molecular function: FAD binding.
AUGGCUGAGGAUAAAUCCACAGCCUUCAGCGCCAUUAUAGUCGGAGGCGGCCCUGUAGCCUUGACCGCGGCGCAUGCCCUAUCCCAAGCUGGCAUCGACUAUAUAGUCCUCGAACGACGGAAGCAACUCGAUACGGACUCUGGCGCAUCCGUUGCUGUAUGGCCGCACAACGUGCGCCUCCUGGACCAGCUCGGUUUGCUAGAGGAGGCGGAACAAACGUAUAUGCCGGUGAAAAACAAGCGCAAUUUGAGGAAAGACGGCUCCGAAUUGUCGAGGAGUAACAUGUUCGAGGCUAUAGGAACCAACCACGGCCACCCUUGGAUGUGCUUCCACCGUGCGAAACUUAUGCAAAUGCUGUAUCACAGACUUCCUGACACAACAAAAGUGCUGCUCGACAAAGAAGUGGUCUCUCUACAAAACACCGAUUCCGGUGUGACAGUCACUUGCGCCGAUGAGACCACGUAUUCGGCCUCUAUCGUCAUCGGAGCCGAUGGUGUGCAUAGCAGCGUCCGAAAGCUGAUGAAUGAGGCGGUCGGCAAGAAGGACGAACCUUUUCUGUCAACUUAUCGUGGUCUUUAUGGAUAUGCAAAGCGCUCACCAGAGCUGGAGCCUGCCACGUUGUACGAGACACACGAGCGCAACCUGACCAUCCAACUUAUUGUCGCUGAAGAACAACAACACUUUCUGGUGUACGAGCGUCUACCAAAACCUACAAAGGACCGCACGCGGUACACGCCUGAGGAUGCCGACGCUCUCGCCAAGAAAUUUGCAGACGUUCGCUACCCUGGUACCAAGGAAGGCGAAUUCGUCACAUUUGGCGAUGUUUGGGCUCAGAAGCAGUGGGCUGUACUGGCAAAUCUUGAGGAAGGCAUUGUCAAAACUUGGCACGAGGGACGCGCCGUGCUUGUGGGCGACGCUGUCCACAAGAUGACACCCAAUACAGGAUUCGGAAUGAACAGUGGCCUGCAAGGCGUUGCGCAGCUUGUCAACAGAUUGCACAGUCUCGUACAGAAGACUUCGGACCCCGACAACGCAACUCUGACCCAACUCUUCCGCGACUAUCAGACCUCGCGAAUGGGCAACUCCAAAGAAGCUGUCGACAUGUCCGCCUUAUACACGAGACUAGUCGCCUGGAACAACCCGGUUUGGAAGUUCACUGAUCAGUAUCUUCUUCCGUACGUUAAAGGCGAUGUCACGUCACUAAAUGUCCUCAUGUCGCCAAUAGUACAGAAGGGCAUUCCGUUGGACUUUUUAGAAGAGAAGGCAUUUAAACAUGGCACAUAUGCCUACCAUGUUGGGCCUGCGACUGUGGGUUCUUCAUAA